AUGGCCAGGGUCACCCAGCGACCCUCUGAGGACCUUACAUCUUUCAUAGUUCGGGUGGAACAGAGCAUACAGAGAAAGUUUCCCCCAGGUCAUCUCCGGGACCAGUUUGUAAAAAUGCUAGUGUGGGACGGCAUGACUGCCGACCACAAGCUUGCCUGUGCUGGGCUCAAAGAUCGUUCUAUGGAAAAGUGGGUGGCCCCCGCUACUCAUUUUCACCCCUAUGAUGGGUCAGCACAAUACAAAGAGCUGCUCGCUAUACUCCUUGCCCUGCAAAAAGAGCCAGACCCCAUUAACCUUUUUACAGACAGCUUAUAUGCGGCCAAUCUUCUCCCUGGGCUUCCAGGAGCCCACAUUCGCUUAGAUUGUAAUCCCAUCUCCUCCCUUAUGACACAAAUCUCUGGUUCUGAGCCCAUAGUGAGUGGAAACCAGUCCCUCUGCACCAAAUUCACAUUUAUAGCUUUUUCCUCUCUGGCAGAGUUACAACUUGUACUCUUCAUUGUGUUCCUAAUCAUCUACCUAUUUACUGUAGGAGGAAACCUUAUCAUCGUCUGUCUGAUCUGGGUCACCCCUUCCCUGCACACUCCCAUGUAUUUCUUCCUGGCAAACCUCUCCUUCUUGGAGACGUGCUAUAUCAGCAGUGUGGUGCCCCAGAGGAUGGUGCACCUGCUGUUGGAGAUCAAGACCAUAAGCGUGGGAGGCUGUGCAGCCCAGAUGUACAUAUUUACCAUCUUGGGACUGACAGAGUGCUGCCUGUUAGCAGCCAUGGCUUAUGACCGCUUUGUAGCUAUUUGUUACCCACUGCAUUAUACUCUCCUGAUGGGCCCUCGGGUGUGUUUGAAAUUGGCUGCAGCAUCUUGGAUCACCGGGAUGGUAGUGGAGUCAGCCCAGACCACCUGGAUCUUCACUCUGCCUUUCUGUGGAACAGGGAAAAUUCAGCAUUUUUUUUGUGAUAUUAUCCCUGUAGUGAAACUGGCUUGUGUUGAUACCUCCCGCAAUGAGGUUGUGUUGUUUGCUGUCUCCAUGCUCUUCAUUAUGGGUCCCUGUCUCCUCAUUCUGUGCUCCUAUAUGCACAUUCUAGUGACCAUCCUGAGAAUCCCUUCAGCAGCCGGCAAGCAGAAAGCUUUCUCCACUUGCUCUUCUCAUAUCCUGGUUGUUUCUCUGUUCUAUGGCACUGCCUUGUUUACUUAUCUCCAACCUAAGACUGUACACACUCCAGAAACAGACAAAGCAACGGCACUCAUGUACACAGUGGUCACACCUGCUCUGAAUCCUGUUAUCUAUACCUUGAGGAACAAGGAAGUGAAGGAAGCCUUUCAGAGGGUAACACAAAAGAACGCUGUUAGUCAAAUUGCUUAA
This is a messenger RNA of Galeopterus variegatus (Sunda flying lemur), 1356 nucleotides long. Its product is annotated as olfactory receptor 10A2-like. Gene Ontology annotation, cellular component: membrane. Gene Ontology annotation, molecular function: G protein-coupled receptor activity; olfactory receptor activity; nucleic acid binding. Lineage: Eukaryota; Metazoa; Chordata; Mammalia; Dermoptera; Cynocephalidae. The record is from RefSeq and is a predicted model, not a curated record. Gene Ontology annotation, biological process: G protein-coupled receptor signaling pathway.